Arvicola amphibius (Eurasian water vole) is the source of this 831-nucleotide messenger RNA. It is a transcript of the gene Scgn, whose product is annotated as secretagogin, EF-hand calcium binding protein. Gene Ontology annotation, biological process: regulation of presynaptic cytosolic calcium ion concentration; regulation of long-term synaptic potentiation. The record is from RefSeq and is a predicted model, not a curated record. The transcript has 11 exons. Gene Ontology annotation, molecular function: calcium ion binding. The coding region runs from base 1 to 831 and encodes 276 amino acids. Lineage: Eukaryota; Metazoa; Chordata; Mammalia; Rodentia; Cricetidae. Gene Ontology annotation, cellular component: dendrite; cytosol; synapse.
AUGGACAACGCAAGCAGGCAGCCUCAGGGGCGUCUGGACGCUGCUGGCUUCUGGCAGAUCUGGCAACACUUCGACAGGGAAGAAAAAGGUUACAUAAGAGAGACAGAGCUGGAUGCCUUCUUCGACCGUUUGCUGGCAAAAUCUGGCACAGAGGACGCGCUGAUGCAAGAAAAUGUGCAGAAAGUGAAGCAACAGUUAACAGCCACCCACGGUGUCUCUAAAGAAGGUCGCAUACCGAUGAAAGAGCUGGCCAGUAUGUUCCUAUCUGAGGAUGAAAAUUUCCUCCUGUUCUUUCGCCUGGAAACUCCUCUGGAUAACAGCGUGGAGUUCAUGCAGAUUUGGCGCAAAUACGAUGCAGACAGCAGUGGCUUCAUAUCAGCUGCUGAACUUUGUAACUUUCUCCGAGACCUUUUCCUCCACCACAAAAAAGCUGUUUCUGAGGCUGAACUGGAGGAGUACACCAGCACCAUAAUGAAGAUCUUUGACAAAAACAAAGACGGCCGUUUGGAUCUUAACGACUUGGCGAGGAUUCUGGCUCUUCAGGAGAACUUCCUUCUCCAGUUUAAAAUGGAUGCAUCUUCUACUGAAGAAAGGAAGAGGGACUUUGAGAAAAUCUUUGCCCAUUAUGAUGUUAGCAAAACUGGGGCCCUGGAAGGCCCUGAAGUGGAUGGAUUUGUCAAAGACAUGAUGGAGCUGGUCCAGCCCAGCAUCAGCGGCGUGGAUCUGGAUAAGUUCCGGGAGAUUCUGCUUCGCCAUUGUGAUGUCAACAAGGAUGGAAAGAUCCAGAAGUCUGAGCUGGCACUGUGUCUCGGGCUGAAAAUAAACCCUUGA